GCUCUCUCUGAUUGGCUUGGGCAGCCAUCCGCUGUGGCCUGCCAGGAACCCCAGUCGGGCCUUUGAUCGAUCUACUUGCUUAGACCAGCCCCGCCAUUGAAGCUCCCCUCUGUUCCCCCACCACAACUGACGUCGCGGACAGGGCCUGCACGUCGUCCAGAGGCUGAAUUCCAAUCUAGACCGUUCCUCUUGCAAGCAAAUAAACACCACAUGGGCGCAGUUGCAUCGAAUUCACCCAUUCUCGUAUGACCGAAUACGAUAAUUGACUUUCUCUGAUAUCCUUGUUCACCACGUAGCCGAAAGAAGUGCUGCCAGUCGUGCGGCGCAAAGAAGUGGCCGGUUGGACAAGAGCAAGGUUGGCCAGGGCAGGAGAUCAAGCUCCUCCAGAUCCCGCUGGGAAUACAUAUAAGCCAUCAUCGGCCCUUCUCUUUUGUUUGUACCGGCCAGUCCACCUAGUCUUCAUCAACACCUUUUCUCAGUUCACCUUGCACCCAAGAUGGAGACCCCAGCGAUUCCCAUGCCCAACGAUGCGCGGGAGCAGGAGAUUCUGCAGAAGCUCACGGCUAUCCGGGAUCAACUGCUGCUCCUAAAGAUGGACCGAACAAAGUACAUUCGGAGCCAAGAUGUCAUGGUGCAUUACCAGGAACUGGUGGAACAAGUCAAGCUGCUGAACGAGGUCCGAAAAGGGGCACAUCCAGGGGAGAACAGACUCGACAAGGUGCUCGAGAGCUGUUUCCAACUCAUCUCCCUUUUCUUUAUGACGAUUGGGCGAACAACCGACGUUCCCGCCGCCUAUGCCCUGACCUCGACUGUGAAGCGACUCCUCGAUCAUCUCACAGAAGCCGGUCUCUUCUCGCCAAAAGAUCUCGACAGCCUUUCGGAUACACUGGGAAGGUUGGAUGGGAUCUUGAAGAACGCGAACACACAACAUUCACCAUACCUGGUCGAACUCCUUUCCAAACGCGAAGAGCUAUGCAAGACGAUGCUUGCAAAGUUGCGGGAAAAGCUGGACGAGCUGGAUAAACCUUUGCAGGCCAUCUAUGAGAGGUUAAUAUCUAUCAUGAGAUCAAUGUCGCUUGCCAACACCAAGACAAAGUUCGCCACAUCCGAAGUCCAGAAGCUGCAAGCAAAGCUCAAGGAGAUUGAAGAGUCCAGAGUGGAUGGCAAGUUUGUUGAUGAAGAAGGGAACGAAAUCCGUGGCAGCGACCUAGUCUCAGCACUUCUGGCGAGGUGUUUGAGGUGGUCAGAUAUCGUGUUGGAGAGAAAGGGGCAAAUACCUGAAGCUUUCAGAACAAAAUACGAGAUUCUCACCGGUGUGCGCAACGAUCUUGAAAAGCUUUCCAUCACGCAAGCGUGGUCCCUCCGAGAAACCGAUUUGUACGAUUUCCAACGAGAGCUCGACAAGAUUGACGAGAGUAGGGUGGACGGGAACUGGGUCGACGACGAGGGCAACCCUGCCGAACUGUACGUUCAACGAACGCUGCUUUACCUCAUCAGACGCAGCUACGGCUACAUUUAUUACCUGAUGAACUCGUCUGAACCAGUGUCAGAGGCGUUGUUACCGGUGUACAACCAGUUGCAGACGUUGAAGAGGUGUCUGGUGGAGGUCAAAAACUCGGGAGGCGUGAGCUCGGUUAGGGAGUUAUAUCCUUAUAGCAUGAAGCUUAAUUCAAUCGACAACAUGCGCGUCGAUGGCAAGUUCAUGGUUGGCAACGACAUUCCAGAGGGACAGGGAAGUGUCAGUGAGCUGCUGGCUGAGUGCUUUGACCUCAGCUACGAGCUCAGGGUGGCCGCGGAAGAACUGGAAGAUGGCAGUGCUGAUAGCUAGCUGGCCAUGUUCGUUUCGGUUAUAUGAUAUUUCGGGUUUUUGGGAGCAUGGUUUUGCGCCAAGAUAUGUUGCUGAUGUCGUUAUGAACGGGUUGAUGACAAUAAUUGGGUGUAAUCGUACCCGAAGCUGAUUUUAGAGCACUGGUAUUUAUGGCGUGCCAUAAUGGAUUUUGAGGUUUGACAGGAACAGCCGCCAUAGUUUUUACUUUGGGUCAUUUGAAGAGUUUCCUAGCGAGCUCGGGAUUGCAGUUAGACCAUUGGUUCC
Molecule: messenger RNA, 2092 nt
Organism: Podospora bellae-mahoneyi
Lineage: Eukaryota; Fungi; Ascomycota; Sordariomycetes; Sordariales; Podosporaceae
Exons: 5
Coding region: 497-1828 (443 amino acids)
Cellular component (GO): cytoplasm; nucleus
Source: RefSeq, a predicted model, not a curated record